Molecule: messenger RNA, 933 nt
Organism: Rodentolepis nana
Lineage: Eukaryota; Metazoa; Platyhelminthes; Cestoda; Cyclophyllidea; Hymenolepididae
Source: the annotation of a GenBank genome assembly
AUUCUAUUCCAACACAAAUUGAGUUCCAUCUCCUUCUCUUCCUCGGGUGAUGCGGAUAUGGUGGAUUUUGUCAGCUACGUGGCCAAAUCAACGUCUCCUGCAGAUGAGAAUGCCGAAGGAGCUGUUGAAAAGGGCACCAAUGGACAUGCUGACGGUGGUGGUGGUGGUCGGAGAUGCUACGUGUUCUAUUGCAGUGGGGGAUGUUCAAGAGACUUCAUUUCCAGUAUUGGAGAGGCCUUCAAACUGGGGUAUAAAACCCUACAGACGCAAGACUUUGCUCCCCAGCCUCCUCCUCGACCCGUGAUCGAUGAUCUUGAUCCUCCACUCCCACAAGCCCCUUCUCCUCCCGUACCAGUGGAUCCUUGGUUCGCCCCACAAUCCAAAGCCCGCAAUGUGAAUGGUCAGGGUUCGCACGAUAAGUUUGAGGACUCUGCUUGGCUGCUUCAAGAUAACCCUCCUAUUGCACCCGUCUCCUCUCAGCCUGCCAAUUGGGUCGCAUUUUCCUCUAAUCCACAACCCCCGUCUCACCAGGAUCCAGACCAACCACUACCAUUCGAUUCAAAUGGAAAUUGCGCACAAUCUUCAGUGGAGAUCAAGGAGAGUGUUCGUCCUCUUGAACCAGUGGGUGAGCCCUGGUACGUGGGUCAAAUCACACGACAAAAGGCCGAAGCACUGCUGCAAUACGACGGUGACUUUCUUGUGCGGGCAUCCACUCAGCAGCCCAACCAGUUUGUCCUCUCGGGUAUGCAGAAUGGCAAGAAACGACAUCUGCUGCUAAUCAAUCCGGAAGGACAGGUGCGAACUAAGGAUAGGAUAUUCAGUAGCAUCCAAGAAUUGAUAGAUUUCCAUCUUCGAAGUACAACUCCCAUUCGUUCUGCUGACAACGAACUCAAACUGGUCUUCCCAGUGUCACCCAAUUAUCUGGAUCAAUAG